AUGACGAUUAGGAUGAUGAAGAAUAUGAGGAUUGAUAAGGAUGAUGAUGAUGAUGUUGAUGAGGAUGAAGAGCGUUGUGUCGUAGCUACAGCAGCUUCAGGAACCUCCUCCGUGUUCCUGUCAGAUGCUUUCAUCAGGUUCUGCAGCUUCUUCUCUGGUUCUGGUUCUUCUGAGCCUGAUGCUGGUUCUGUUCUGAUGCUGCAGGACAAAGCCGAGGAGGCGUCGGGGGGGCAGCCGGGCCCCGCCGGCCCCGCCCCCUCUAACCCCCCCCCUCCCCCCAGCCGCCCCCCCCACCGCUGGCAUGUGAUCGCACGGCACUGGUUGCGCCAAACCCGCCGUCGGACCAGCGGGGUCCCUCCGGAGAGCUGUGAGCAGCUGAUGCCGGUCGGAGACUGGAAGGAGCACGAUGUGGAGACGCCCUACGGGAUGCUGCACGUCGUGAUCCGAGGAGCUCCGAAAGGCAACAAGCCCGCCAUCCUCACCUACCACGACGUCGGCCUCAACCGUGAGUUUCACAAGUACCAGUAUCCCACCAUGGACCAGCUGGCCGGGAUGCUGCCCACUGUGGUCCAGCACUUCGGGUUCAAGAGCAUCGUGGGCAUCGGAGUCGGAGCCGGAGCUUAUAUUCUGGCCAAGUUCGCUCUGAUCUUUCCCGACCUGGUGGAAGGUCUGGUUCUGCUCAACAUCGACCCGAACGGUAAAGGAUGGAUCGACUGGGCCGCCACCAAGCUGUCGGGUCUGACCAGCGCUCUGCCGGAUACGGUGCUGCCUCACCUGUUCAGCCAGGAGGAGCUGAUGAACAACACGGAGCUGGUCCAGAGCUACAGGCAACAGAUCAACAACACCGUCAACCAGUUCAACCUGCAGCUCUUCUGGAACAUGUACAACAGCCGGAGGGAUCUGGAGAUGAACCGCAGCGGGACGGUGCUCAACGCAAAGACCUUGAAGUGUCCUGUGAUGCUGGUUGUUGGAGACAACGCUCCCGCCGAGGAAGGAGUGGUCGAGUGUAACUCCAAACUGGACCCGACCAACACCACCUUCCUGAAGAUGGCUGAUUCUGGUGGACUCCCUCAGCUCACACAGCCGGGGAAGCUGACCGAAGCCUUUAAGUACUUCCUGCAGGGGAUGGGCUACAUCGCGUAUGUGAAGGAUCGGAGGUUGAGUGGAGGUCCAGUGCCAUCGGCCAGUAUGACCCGUCUGGCCCGGUCCAGGACGGCCUCCCUGACCAGCGCCAGCUCCAUGGACGGCCAGCGUUCCCGGGCCUGCACCCACUCCGAUAGCACGGAGGGCGUCGGCACCGUCAGCCAGACCAUGGAGGUGUCCUGCUGAGGCGCCUCGGGUUGGAGGGAGGCGGGAUGGCGGGAUGGCGGGACGGUGGCAGCGGCGGCGGCGUCUCUCCGUCUUCGCCCGUCUCCUGCAGAUCCUCGUCCCUCCUCACUGUAAAAUACCAUCAGUAUUCCACUGAAACACCUUUGAAUCCACCUCAGCUCCCUUUCAACAGCUGUUUUCGUUCUUGAAGUGUCAUUCUUGUGUUUGCUGAGUGUCUCCUCAUUCUUUGCCUGCAACCUUUUAAACCCCGCCCCCCUCACCCCCCCAAACGAAAAACUACACCUGUCUGUCAACAGCAAUAAAGAGCUGCAGGUUAGUGUCUGACCAGAAGGGGGCGCCGCACAGAAACAUCUGGUAGCAGGUUUUUGUGAUAACUUCUCUCUCUCUCUCUCUCUCUCUCUGUGGUGUUUGUAACGGUUUUUUACGUGUCUUGAGGUGUGACAGGAGAAAGGGGUGUGUCCAGGGUUUGACGGACAGCAGAACACAGCCUAUCGUAGCCAAGUGCACCUGUAGCGCUUAGAGAGGAUUCGUUAGCUUUCGUUAGCAUAGCUAGAGCACAGCAUGCAGGUUUAAAGCUGCACUGAAGCAGCGCGACUCUAUAUCAAACCACAAUUAGAAAGAAAAAGAGAGGCGUCGUCGGCGUACGAGUGUGUUUUUUAUUAUCGUAUUAAUUCAAAACUCCAUCUAAAGUCUGUAAACUCGUAUUUUCCUCGAGUCGCUACACCACCAGGGAACCUCACCUGCUUUUAUUACUUUUUUUUUGCAAAAUGACAAUCUGGAUCAGCUCAUUUUCAAGUGGGCCUAAAAUGAUUGAUGGAAAAUUAUUAGCCAGCCUAAAUUCUGUGAUCACAGCUUCUUCGAUGUGAAUAUUUUCUGGUUUCUUUCCUCCUCGGUGACAGUCAACUGAAUAUCUUUGGACAAAACAAGACACUCAUUGAUAUUUUUCAUUAUUUUCUGCCCAAACAACUAGUUGAUAAUCGAGAAGAUAAAAACUCCAGACAGGCCCGACCGAUGUCUCGUAACUAAAUCUAAUCCAAACGUUCCCUUUUUGUUCCGUUUGGAGCUGCAUUAGUGCGACGUUGCUGAGUGCAGCUUUAAUCUGUGUGUCAUCUCACAUUUCUGAGACAAUCCACCACAUAAUUCUAGGAUAGACGACGUAUUUAUGAACACGUAUAUGCAUGUGAAUGUAAAGUAAUCUAGUACCAGAGUAGUAACUGAGUAGUGUUCUUCAUUAGCACCUUAAUAGUCGAAUAGCGCCAUCGUCAGUGUGUAGCCGCUGGACCUGGUUCAGCUCGUUGACAUGACAAUCACACUCCGAUCCAAACCAAACCAGACCAGGAGGGUGGAGGGACCGAGGUGGAACCCGGGCCGACCCGACACCGGCACCAAAGACGCUUCCGUUACAGAGCCCGGCCCCUCCCAGAGGAUAAACCAAAGCUGCACACACACACUCUCACACUGAAGGAAAAGCUGCGUGGGCCGGGUUCUGCAACGGAACCAAAGAACAGACAGUAGAACCGACAUCGUGUGGUGUCAGUUCUGAUGAAGACAUAACCUCACAGUGUAGUUCGUAAACAAGUGUAGCUGUAGAUUAGUGAAGCUAUGUGCUGCUGUCUGUGAUCCUGGACCACGUGAACCCUCGGAACCCGGGCCGGUUGUUGGCGGCACGUUUUUCUUCACCGUGGGCUCAUUUUUAACUGCGAUAUAAAGUUCUGCACGUCUACGGAAACAGAA
Messenger RNA from Stegastes partitus (bicolor damselfish), 3063 nucleotides. RefSeq names its product NDRG family member 4 (gene ndrg4). The coding region runs from base 1 to 1329 and encodes 442 amino acids. The transcript is spliced from 16 exons. The record is from RefSeq and is a predicted model, not a curated record. NCBI's taxonomy places the organism in Eukaryota, Metazoa, Chordata, Actinopteri, Pomacentridae.